Molecule: messenger RNA, 3135 nt
Organism: Lagenorhynchus albirostris (white-beaked dolphin)
Lineage: Eukaryota; Metazoa; Chordata; Mammalia; Artiodactyla; Delphinidae
Product: inactive sodium-dependent neutral amino acid transporter B(0)AT3-like
Biological process (GO): sodium ion transmembrane transport
Cellular component (GO): membrane
Source: RefSeq, a predicted model, not a curated record
AUGUCCGCUGUGGCGUUGGCGAGAUGUUUGCAGGACGUCUCCACUGGGGGGCUGGGAGCGUGGGCACUUGGUACUGCUCCUCACGGCAACGUGCAAUGGAGGUCCCGGGCUGCGGCCAGGAGCAGGUGGGGGCAUGGCGGGCACCUGGAGCCGGACCCACCUGUGGAAGCUGGAGGGGAUGAGCGGCCCAAGUGGGACAACAAGCUCCAGUGCCUCCUGAGCUGCGUCGGGUUUGCCGUGGGCCUGGGCGACCUCUGGAGGUCCCCGUACCUGUACCAGCCCUACGGGGAGUUUCUUAGCGGAUUGGCCUGGUGUGUGCUGCACCCAGCACCCCCGGGCUGGUGGAGCGCGGGGUGGGGGGGGCUCUCCGAGAUCCACCAGCGGGCUGCCGUGCACAGCGGGCCCCCCGACGGGGCUGCGUGCUCCACGUCACCAGCUCGCCAAGGGCUCACCCACAAGAUGCCCCCCUCAGAUGCCAAUCUGGAGCAGCGGGUCCCCAGGGGCUCCCUGGGGCCCCAACUCAGCCUCCAAACACCGGAUUGUGACACGCAAAGCCAGACGGAAGCUGUGCUGGUGAAGAACACAGGGGCCUGUGGGGCGUGCAAGUGGCUCUUGGAAGCUGAAUCCAAGCUUCCUGCAGACAGCGUGGGGAGGACGCAGCCGACCGACCUCGUUGGCCAGGGGCUGACGCUGAGCCGCUCCGUGGGGUCACCUGGACCUGUGCGGGGGGCGGGGGGCAGCUGCCGUCGGUCCUGGAGCAUCGACGUGCCCACACAUGCCGGUCUGACGCGCACAGCUGGCGGGGACCCGGAGGGAAGGGCCCUCAGGCGAGACGCCAACAUCGCCGACUCCGUGCUGGGGAGCCUGGCCGGGCAGACGGCGCCGCUGGCUGACCGCCGCCUCUUUUCAGACACCUUCCUCGUCCCCUACCUCAUCGCGGCCCUCGAGGGCAGCCGCUUCCACAUCGAGCUCACCAUUGGCCAGCGCCUGCGCAGGGGCAGCCUCGUGUGGAUGGCCAUCUCGCCCUACCUCGACGCGGUCCUGGCCGGCGCGCGCUGCGACGCGGUCCUGGCCGGCGCGCGCUGCGACGCGGUCCUGGCAUGGGUGCUGUGGUACCUCCCCAGCUCCUCCCACCCGCUGCCCUGCAGUGCCUGCCCGCCGGACCUCAACCACACGGGCACUGCUCUCGGGGGGGAAUGCCGGGACAGCAGCGCUGUGAGCCUCUUCCGGUACCGGCAGACACUAAACGUCACGGCCGACACCAACGACAGUGGCUCUGUCCAGUGCUGGCUGCGGGUCUGCUUGACGGCCUCCUGGGCCAUGGUGUACCUGUGCGUCAUCAGAGGCACUGAGACCACUGGGAAGGCAAUUUUCAUGGCCUCGUUCCCGCACCUGCUCCUCUCGGUUUUCCUCAUCAGAGGACUCACCCUGCCUGGGGCGACCGAAGGAUGGACCUACCUAUUCGCGCCCGACAUGCAGGUCCUGCAGAGCCCCCGGCUGUGGCUGGAUGCAGCCACCCAGAUACUCUUUCCUCUGUCCCUGGCCUUCGGAGGACACAUCACUUUUGCAAGUUACAACCCGCCCAGGAACAACUGUACGAGGGGCGCGGUGACCAUCGCCCUGGUCAACGGCAUGACCUCCCUCUGUGCGCCCAUUACUGUCUUCUCUGUCCUGGGGUUCAAGGCGGCCAGCGACCACGGGCGCUGACUGGAUGGGGGAGCACGAAACAUCCGCUGCCUCGUCAACGCCUUCGAUCUCCCCGACCAGAGCAUCUCCAGGGAGGACUACGCGGCUGCCCUCGCGCACCUUGACUCCACCUGGCCCGAGCGGGUGGGGCUCCCCCUGGAGGCCUGCUGCCUGGAGGACUUCCUGGAUAAGCUACCCCAGGGGCUGCGGCCAGGCUGCAGGUGGCUGCAGGCGCGCCCCCACGUGCCGGGGGCCCCCGUUUGGGCCGUGCUCUUCUCAGUGAUGCUGUUCAGCCUGGGCCUGACGUCCACGCUCAGGAACACGGAAAGCGUCGUCACACCACUCCUGGACUUGAAGGCCACGCCCAGAUGGGUCCCCAAGGAGGGCUGGCCCGCCUGCUUCACGCUGCGGGCGGGAAACUACUGGCUCGAGACCUUUGACCGCUACGUCGCUUCCCUGGACCUGAACCUCUUCGCGUUCUCCGGGGUGGCUGGUGUCAUUUACGUUUAUGGGAUGAAACGGUUCUGUGACGACAUAGCGUGGAUGAGUGCGCGGCCCGGCCUCUACUGGCAGGCGACCUGGAAGGCUGUCAGCCCCCUGCUGCUGCCGACCACCUUUGUGGCCUACAUUGCCCUCCUGGCCAGCUCACCCCGGGGCGAGGCCUGGAACCCCCAACACGGCCACGUGGGCUGCUUGUGCUCUGAGACCCCAGAUCCCCAGAUCCCCGAUGUCCCCGGGGGCAACGGGGCGUGGCUUCAGGCCACACUUGCCCAGCGCCGCGGGAUGGGCUCUGCAGACGCCCAGCCGGGCCGCAGACUAGAAACCGCCGCCGAGCCGGUCAGAGCCACAGCUCCCCUCGGGCAGGAGCAGGCCUGCCCGGGCUGGGUGCGGGCCACCUGCGCGCUCCUGUCCUCCCUGCCUGCACUGUGGGUCCCGCUGGCCCCGCUGCUCACCCGGCACAGACAGAAGCGGCAGCACAGGCGUCCGAAGCUGCACGGCGACCAGCUCGCGGCACAGCCCAGCGCCGACACUGCAGUCCACGCGCUUCCCCAGAUGGGGGACAGCCCGCCGUCUGCCUCCUGGGCCCUGCGGCGGGCCAGGCGCUGUACCCGGCGACUCCACGGGCAAACAACUGGGGUGCCGACAGCCAGGCCAGCGCCAGAGGUCAGCUCUACGGCGCUGGGCACUGGAUACACGGGCUUGCUUCCAGCCCCCAGCCCCGCCGCCUCACUCAAGGAGACCCUUGUGUGUCCUUGUAUCCUGCUGGGAACACGUCCCGCUAAGCUCCAGUCCCAGGCGGGGCCAACGCUGUCCGUGGUCCUGAACCACCCCCAGCUGACAAGUGCCACGGUGUGGCCAGGCAUGCGUGAGGGGGCCCUCCUCGCCCUCGGCAGCCCAGACCCCAGCAAACAGAAGCACGUGCACUACGGCCCACCUAAGAGGAGCUGA